AUGUUCUCGAAACAACACGAACAUGUUAGUUUCAUUCCGGACCUGUCCCCUGAGCUUCGCGACGAAGGGGAUUGGAUGAUCGGGCGACUGAGAACCUUCGAAUUCCUGAUUGAUGUCUCCUCAUUCGCCAUUGAACCAACUUCUGGCCUUUUGGCGGUCGGUACGUCUAGCGGGAGUAUCUACUUGUACGGCGGCGCGGGUGUGGAAUGUAAGAUAACUCUGCCCCAAGACUUUGCAGUGCGCUUCCUGUCUUUCGCGGUCGUAACAUCCAAUAUCGUCGCGCUUGAUGACAACAAUCAGCUUCAUGUUUGGGAUCUUUCGAACUUUGGGGGACCAAAGAUCGUCUCAACCACAAAAUUUGAUCCAGUCAAGUCAGUUCUCACACCACACCCCCACUUUAGACACUCAGGUCCAUUUCGAUGCAGCUCUAUUACCCUUUCGCCUUCGCAUACACACGUUUUCCUUGCCUUGCAGACUGGAGAAAUCAAAACAUUUGACCUCACUUGCUUUCGGAAGUCCCCGUACACCGUGCCAAACUUAUGGAAACUCCACAUUAAGGAUAUGGCUGCCAGUGGUGUCCCUAUUGCUGCCGAUUUAAACUCUCUCCUACUUCUAGAAGUAGUGAUACAUCCACGAGAUCUAAAUUUGGUGUUUGUGGCCUACACAGGAGGAGUGAUUUUGAGUGACCUUACCCAACGAAGCAGCGUUCAUGCAUAUGAGCUAGUCCUUCCUCCAGGUGCGCCUGGCGGGACGGGAUACGGAAUAGAGGACAUAUUCGAGCAUCGCCGACCAGAGGUAACGGCAAUAGCAGUACAUCCAACAGGGCACUUUUUCGCAGUUGGACAUUCUGACGGCUCUAUCGCAUUUUGGGCAGUAGAUGACCAAGAAAAACCUCUGCUUGUCCGUACCAUCGAGACAGUCGACGUCAAUAUCGUUGAUGCUGAUGGGCUAGAGACUUAUCUGACGGAGGGCAAACCCAAUUCUUCAAAGUCCAUCCGAGAAUCUAUUUUCAAACUUUCCUGGAGUGGAUUCUCUAACUCAGCGGAUCUGAGGGGCGGAGACACUGUAUUGACUAUCUUGGGCGGUCUUUUGACGGACACGUCUCCCGGCUUGACCACUCUCCUCCUUCCUCCGUUUCAACCCUCGGAGCCACCUCCUGGUCCGUCUACUGCCCUGCAUCCGCACUUUAGGGAUGCCAUGUGCCGAUCUAUCGAGCCUACAAAAUCUUUCUUCUAUCGUACGAGUGGCGUUGUUCAAGAUUAUCUCCUGAUUCCCACAAGUAGUCCCCACUUUUCUGGCAGUUUCGACCCGUAUGCUAUCAUAUUUCUUGUUGAUUUUGUCAGGAGUACACGAGCUACUGAAGGAUAUUUAUUUCCGCCUUCUGGUUUUUUUACACGAGAAGCCUCGUCUUCUGAUCGGGUCGAAAGCAGGGCCAUCGACGUUCGCACCUUGCGGCUCCCCUUCUCGCUUUCAAAUGGCAAUGCUGGCAUUCUUGGCGGACGCCUCAUAAGCCUAGAAAAGGACGUUUACCACCUCUUCAUAGGCGAUCGAUCAGUAGAUGAGCGGAAUUUGGUGCUCAAAGGUGGUCGAGCAUUUGCAGAUCAAACGAAGCAGAACGAGCUCAGGUUAUCCAAGUAUCAACCUCCCCGCAUUUUGAUGACUUACCAUCUCAACCUCAAAGUCCAAUUUUUUGACGUCAGCGCUCAACUGUUAGUCAGUUCUGGCACUGAUCCACUACAAAACCAUUUCCCCGACGCUUUUCCAACAAUGACGAUAGAUUUGAGCGAUGUGGUUUCCAACGCUACUGGUGACCGAAUAUUCUUCCCCGACAAGGAAACAUCAAUCCAUUCUGUUGAAGUCGCGCCGGAGGCGCUUGAGUUCGCAGUGGUUCUCAAUACUGGGGAUGUCGUUGUUUAUCGGUCAUCACCAACUUCGCCCAAUGUUGCAAACAUCCCAGACAGUCAAAUCACUCCACUCAAGCAGGUAGUGCCUCAACCGGAAAAACGACUCUCUCCGUACUUUUUGAUCCCUGCUGGGAAAGGCAACGUGGAAGCCUGCGCUCUCUCUGACAUUGGUUUUCUUGCCGUCUCGUAUUCGGAUGGUUCCCUUUUAAUCCUUGACAUGCGCGGCCCGAGAAUCAUUCAUAGCGCAGUCGUUAAGAAACACAGGGCGAAGCCUACCAUUGGUUUGUCUGGAGUAGGCCACCAUGCGUCUCACUUUGAUGUAGUCACGUCGUUGGUCUGGACAAUCGCUCCGCUUUCAAAAGACUUCGAAGCGCGCGUUCGCCUCAUCGCUUCCUGCUCAUCUGGCGAUAGCGAGGUGUUUACACUCGUUCCGUCCGGGAAUCCGGCCUCCUGGAAAGUAUCUGGCGAACCAAUCACAAUCAAGGGAAUAUGGGACCCAAUCUAUAGUGUUGUUAUUGAUAGCAAAACAGGGGCGUUAAAGAAACCUAAUCCAGCGAGGCUAGCAGCAUCACUGCGACCCACUCCCAAAGACAACUCCCACUCGUUCUUCUUAGUAGUUGGAAAAAAAGGUGCACGAUGCUUUACCGAUAUUGAUGGUGAUCGUAUCGGUAAAGCAGAGUGGCGACACAAGGCAGGAGUCACACAAGUUGCUCAGUUGGUCGAGCACAUGGGUUCUCGUGCCCUUGUCGUUGUAACCGAAAAAAACGAGGUCUUGACGUACUCGUUGCCCCAACUUGAACAUCUUCAUGACUUUGAGCAUGCUCUGACGUCGUCUCCGCUAUUGACUAUUGAUGAGAGUGGAGACUUCGUCUCCUGGGCUCGAAGCCCCAUAUCGGGAAUCAUCGAUAGCGCUACAUAUGGAACCCUAUUCGACAUCCGUCGCUUGCAUGCCCCUGCAGACCUCGAUUUCACAAACAUCAAUCGGAACCUCGCUGCCCAACCACAACCUGUCUCCCUUGGGCCUGUGUCCCUGAUGGGAUCCUGGUUUCAAACUGCCCAAGCUUUGACUGGUGCACAGAUUGACGAUAUCUUGGGCGGCCCUGACAGACCCACUCCCAAGAAACCGCGGGACAGGGAGGCAACUGAAGACGCGGCAAUGUCGGCGGAGGCCGGGGUGGCAAGUACGGCGGGGUCAGCUGCGGCGAGUAUUGCUGCCUCGGCGGCAGCAGCACAAGCCAACAUAUAUAAUCGAUUAACCUCCGCGCUUGGUGAGCGAGGUCAAUUGCUAGGGAACCUGGAAGAGAGCUUCAGUGCGCUCGAAGCUGGAAGCAAAAGCAUGGUAGCGCAGGCGAAACGGCUGGCGGCUCAACAGACAACAAAGUCGUGGUUUGGCCUCUAA
This is a messenger RNA of Laccaria bicolor S238N-H82, 3303 nucleotides long. Its product is annotated as WD40 containing SNARE-dependent exocytosis protein. The transcript is spliced from 16 exons. Gene Ontology annotation, molecular function: myosin II binding; GTPase activator activity; syntaxin binding. The record is from RefSeq and is a predicted model, not a curated record. The coding region runs from base 1 to 3303 and encodes 1100 amino acids. Gene Ontology annotation, cellular component: cytoplasm; plasma membrane. Lineage: Eukaryota; Fungi; Basidiomycota; Agaricomycetes; Agaricales; Hydnangiaceae. Gene Ontology annotation, biological process: regulation of exocytosis; establishment of cell polarity; regulation of protein secretion.